Alosa sapidissima (American shad) is the source of this 5689-nucleotide messenger RNA. RefSeq names its product SNF2 histone linker PHD RING helicase (gene shprh). Gene Ontology annotation, molecular function: DNA binding; ATP binding; ATP-dependent chromatin remodeler activity. Gene Ontology annotation, cellular component: nucleosome; nucleus. The transcript is spliced from 30 exons. Bases 606 to 5660 code for a protein of 1684 amino acids. Gene Ontology annotation, biological process: protein polyubiquitination; DNA damage response; nucleosome assembly. The record is from RefSeq and is a predicted model, not a curated record. NCBI's taxonomy places the organism in Eukaryota, Metazoa, Chordata, Actinopteri, Clupeiformes, Clupeidae.
GAUGGCGGCGGAAUGCAUGAAUUCGAAAUCAUAACAAAGAAGUAGCUUGCUCAACAUAAGCAACUCUACAUAAUUUCUCCUCAGGAUAGUGAAGAAGUGGCUACGGGUGUGGAUUAAAAAUGACAUGUAACUGUAAAUAUAAUGCAUCUAGCCCGUAAGUAGCAUAGCAUUUCAAAGAAGUGGGCUACUUACAGACACUGAGGCUGGCAAAUUUAGCUAGUUCGUUAGCUAGAUUAACCUUAGAAGAACUCAGUAACGUUACUAACAAAUCAGUGAGCUGACUUUGGAUAGUAUUGGGCUAAUGCAUGCAUGUAUUUUCGCACUAUCUGGGAUUGUUGAUUUGUUAUUGUUAAUGGAUUUCCAAUAGUUUUUCAGUCUAUAGUUAGAAACUACUGACAGUUACCACAGGUGGGAUGCUGGGACACGAUACACACCUGUAUCUGCAGAACUUUCAUUCCGCAACAGUGCAAAUGUAGCUCUGAGAUACGUUGGGAUGCUGAUCAGAAACCUUCAGAAAAUUCAGUUAGAACGUGCAAUGGUUGAAGAAACCACUCUGGAGGAAAGUUUCGCAAACACCUUUUCAGUCACCUCAUAAAAAUAUCAUCAUGAGUAGCAAAAGAAAAAGAGCACCACCAGUCAAGGUGGAUGACGAGGCAAAGAAGAGACUGAACUGGAAUAUGCAUGAGGACCGGAGGAACGAGGUAGAGUGUGAGUUAUCGACACAGAGUUCCGAUGUCAUAGCAGAAUGUUUACCCCUCUCCAUUGAGGAACCUAGUUGUUCGAAAUCUUUUCGCGUUGUUGUCGAAGAGCCAGACGAGUCAGAGGUAGCACUCUCUGAGGACGCCCUCAUCGGUUCCAGUUAUAAUGCUCCCUCUAUAAGUGAAGAGAUUCCUGGCCCUAGCGUCAGCUAUACACCUCGAAUUAAGCAUGGCUCGGAGCCGGGUAGCGCGACCAAGACUGUCACAAAUGAUACCGUUGUCCUACCCCUAAUUAACCGCGAAUUGGAUGAAACGUGGUAUGUACAGAUCGGAGAGUUUAACCUCCGUGCCCAGUCCCCACUGGUAGUGGAGGCUAGUCAGAAGUGGACACUUCAGAGGACUGGUGGCAGGUUGUGCUUGUGUGCGUCUGGUGAUCAGGAGGAUGGGUACUUUGAUGUGGAGGAGCAGAGCCUGGAGUACAUGUGCCCAGUGGAAGCAUCUUUGGGCAGGUUAGAGUUGGAGGAGUUGGACUGGCUUCAAAAGAGGAGGAUCGCCCAGCUUGGUCUCAAGCCUGAAGAGGAAUAUAUUAAGCUCCCAGUCUAUUUGCUGGAGGCUGGAUUAAGCCAUCCUGAGUUCCUCAGUGAAGGCAGUGGCCGCAUGAAGAAGGCAAACCAGCUGAUCCAGAAGCUCAUGGAGCACUUUUAUGACUUCAUCAUUCCAGAGGUGAUGGAGGAUGCGGAGGACGAUGACGACAUAGACCUUGAGCGACAGAACGUGGAGGAGCUGUACGACAGCGUGCGCCAUCAGCACCAGCGUGAGGUGGAGGGCGAGGGCUUGGACGUGCAGCAUGAGGCCCUGGUGCCUGUGCUGAGACCCUACCAGAGUCAGGCGGUCAACUGGAUGCUCAAAAGGGAGAAGUACAACAGCAGUGCCUCUGAAGCAGAUCAACCAUCAUUACAUUUCCUGUGGCGUGAAAUUGUGACUCUGUGUGGAAAGAAACUGCACUACAACAUAUACACAGGCUGUUUGAUCCUGGAGUUUCCUCAGGCUGGGCCAGACUGGCCAGGGGGUAUCUUGGCGGACGAGAUGGGUUUGGGGAAGACUGUGGAAGUGCUGGCCCUUAUUUUGUUCCAUACAAGGCAGGGCCUGGAGAACAGCGCCCCCUCUCUGCCUGAGGGAGUGAAAGUAAACUACUUUGUGCCUCCCCCACCACCGGAGGAGAAAAAUGGCACACCACGCAAGCGUGAGCCCCUACCCAAGGAGAGAAUCUCUUACCCUGCUGUUCGUGUGAUGAUUCUCACUGCCAUCAAAGAGAUGAAGGUGGGUAAAGGAGCCUCUAUCAAUGCCAUCUUCGCCUAUCUUCGCACGAUGUUCAGGUACGACCCCAUAAAGAACCGCAGUCACAUCAAAAAGAGCCUCGCCAAGCUCAUCAGCGAGGACCUCGUGGAGCAGGUCAAAGGUCGAGGCCUGGGAGGGUCCUUCAAGUUUGGGAAGAAGUACAAGGACACAAAGAAGAAGACACCAGUCAAGCAAAAGCCUCAGAGCUCCGAUGGGGAUGUCACUCCUCGGAGAACAUCACGCAGACGCUCUGCUCGGGACAUGGAUGCUGUGGUGACCUCUGACCUCGCUGGAGAUCUAGACACAGACACAGCCCCUGUCCCAGAAGCUCAGGAAACCAAAAAGGAGAAAGACUCGACCAACCAACACCCUCCAGCAGAGAGCACCAAAGACCAGCUCCCUGAAGAGGAGAAGGAGGAGGAGGAGAAGAAGGAGGAUGAGGAGCAGGUGGAGAAAACUGAAGAUGAGUGUCCACCCCCCCAUGAAGAAGUGAAGGACCCCCCACCCCCUACCUCUGUCCCUGAGCCAGACUACCACUUUGAGUGCAUCUGUGGGGAGACAGGUCUACUGGACUACAAGGCUCGUGUCCAGUGCCUGCACUGUCUGCUGUGGCAGCAUGCAGACUGUGUCAACUACAAGCAGGAGAGCCAGGACACCACACCGUUCUACUGCCCGCACUGCCUGGUGGCCAUGCCACCCGUGCGCACCGGUGCCACCCUCAUCAUCUCGCCCAGCUCCAUCUGCCACCAGUGGGUGGAGGAGAUCAACCGCCACAUCCGCUCCUCCUCGCUGCGCGUGCUGGUGUACCAAGGUGUAAAACGGCACGGCUUCAUCCAGCCGCACGUGCUGGCCGAGCAGGAAGUGGUCAUCACCACAUACGACGUGCUGCGCUCCGAGCUCAACUACGUGGACCUGCCCCACAGCAACAGCGAGGACGGCCGCCGCUUCCGCACGCACAAGCGCUACAUGGCCGUGCCCAGCCCCCUGGUGGCCGUGGAGUGGUGGCGCGUCUGCCUGGACGAGGCCCAGAUGGUGGAGUGCACCACUGCUAAAGCUGCUGAGAUGGCCCUGCGUCUGUCCUCUGUGAACCGCUGGUGCGUAAGUGGGACACCUGUGCAGAGGGGAUUGGAAGAUCUUUAUGGCCUGGUGCUGUUUCUGGGUGUUGACCCGUACUGGGUGAAGCACUGGUGGGACCAGCUGCUGUAUCGCCCUUAUCGCCGCGGCAACACCGAGCCCCUCUACAACCUCAUGGGCCGCUUGCUAUGGCGCUCCGCUAAGAAAGACGUCAUCGACCAGAUCCAGAUCCCCCCUCAGAUGGAGGAGAUCCACUGGCUGCGCUUCUCGCCCGUGGAGAGCCACUUCUACCAGCGCCAGCACGAGGUCUGCUCCCAGGACGCCCUGCACAAGCUGCGUAAGAUCUCCGACUGGUCACUGCGCCUGAGCAGCCUGGACCGCCGCACGGUCAGCACCAUCCUGUGCCCGCUGCUGCGUCUGCGCCAGGCCUGCUGCCAUCCUCAGGCCGUCCGUGGAGAGUUCCUGCCUUUCCAGAAGAGCACCAUGACCAUGGAGGAGCUGCUCAAGUCCCUGCAGAAGAAGUGUCGUGUGGAGUGUGAGGAGGCCCACAGGCAGCUGGUGUGUGCCCUCAAUGGCCUGGCUGGUAUCCACAUCAUCAGAGAUGAGUUUGUGGAGGCGGUAGAAAUGUACAGAGAGGUGCUGCGGUCAUCAGAGGAACAUAAAGGCCGACUGAAAACAGACUCCUUACAGAGACUCCAUGCCACACACAACCUGAUGGAGCUGCUCAGUGCAAAGCAUGAUGGGAUACCCCCAACCCUUCGGGAUGACCGACUAAAAGAAGAGGCAGAACAGCUAAGGCAGCACUACAUGACCAAAUCUAACUCCGAGGUGUCGGAAGCUCAGCAGAACCUGCAGCCAGUGCUCCAGAACAUCAAAGAACUCAAACGCAAAGUUAACCUGCGUUCCCCCUGGUGGAUGGAGGUCAUAGCGCAGGCCAUUGAGUACUCCAUGGAUGACGACUUGGUCGGGCGCAUCCAGAAUGAGCUCACCUGCAGCUACAAGCAGGAGGCCAACAAGCUGUCCAUGGCAGACAAGUUCCGAGACGGCCGCGGCCUGCAGUUUCUGCUCACCACCCAGAUGGACGACCUGCUCAAGUCUCAGAAGGUGGUGCAGGAUGCGGUCAAGAGGCUGGAAGGCUCGCCCUCACAGGCCAUCAUCGAGGAAGCCACUAUGUGUCAUCUCAGGCCCGUCCGUCUGCCACUCAACAACUGUGUUUUCUGCAAAGCUGACGAGCUCUUCACUGACUACGAAUCGAAGCUGUUCUCUCACACGGUCAAAGGUCAGACGGCCAUCUUUGAGGAGAUGAUCGAGGACGAGGAGGGUCUGGUGGACGACCGCCUGCCCACCACCAGCCGCGGCCUGUGGGCAGCCAGCGAGACGGAGAGAGCCCUCAAGGCCAUCCUGGCGUUCGCCCGUGCGCGCCGCCUGGACGCCCAGCUGCUAGAGGAGGCCAGCACCUUCAUGGAGCUCUUCGAGUCCUGGAAGAAGGAGUACAAGGUACUGCAUGAGUACUGGAUGACCCUGCGGGACCACGUGUCGGCCAUCGAUGAGCUGGGCAUGGCCACCGAGAGGCUGCGUGUGCGUCUGCCCGACGAGCCCAAACAGAAGGUCCUGCACAUCAUAGAACCACACGAGGUGGAUCAGAACCGAGUCAAGCUGCUGAAUGACCGGGCCGUGGCCAGAUCCCAGCUGCAGAAGAAGCUCGGUCAGCUACUCUACCUCACCAACCUCGAGAAGUCUCAGGAUAAAUCAACAGGAGGGCUCAACCCAGAGCCAUGUCCCAUCUGUGCCCGUUCCCUUGGACAGGAGUGGGCUGUGCUGACCUGUGGCCACUGCUUCUGUAACGAGUGCAUCGCCAUCAUCAUGGAGCAGUACAGCGUGGGCUCUCGCCGCAGAGCCAUCAAGUGCGCCAUCUGCAGACAGACCACCUCCCACACCGACAUCUCCUACGUGUUCACCACCCAGAACAACGGCGCCGGAGAGGACAUCCCCGUCAAGGGCAGUCACUCCACCAAGGUGGAAGCUGUGGUCAGAGUCCUGAAGAAGAUUCAGAUGACGGACCCAGGAGCCAAGUCCUUGGUGUUCUCCACGUGGCAGGGGGUGCUAGACAUCAUCGCCAAAGCGCUUUUUGACAACAACCUGGAAUUCUCCCAGAUCAAUGGCAUCCACAAUUUUCAGAAAAACCUGUGUUCUUUCAAGUACGAGGAAAAGGUCAAUAUCCUGCUGCUGCCACUUCACACUGGCUCCAACGGGCUCAACAUCAUUGAGGCAACUCAUGUGCUAUUGGUGGAGCCCAUACUGAAUCCGGCCCAUCAGCUGCAGGCUAUUGGCCGUGUGCACCGCAUUGGCCAGACAAAACCCACCUUUGUGCACAGGUUCCUCAUCAGGUCAACCAUAGAGGAGAAGAUGCAGGCCAUGCUGAAGACUGUUGAGAAGAGCCACACCGCCGCCGCCACCAUGAAGCAUUCUGAAGCGUCCGUCUUCACUGUAGCUGACCUGGCGGAGCUCUUCACGGAGGAUGCAGAGGAGCGUGAGAGCCUGGAGGACUGAAGAAAAGGAAAGAGAGAGAGAAAGAGAGA